GAGAGCCCCAGGCAGGCCCACGAGGCCCUCCGUAGCAAACUUGGCUCAAGCCAUUUUGGUUCAAGCCACGUUGGGUUGAAGCCUUUGCGGUUCGAAACGUUGUGGCUCAAGCUGUUUUGUGUUGGCCGGUGCCACUUGGAUGUUUCUGUGAGAAGAAGCCGGUGAGUUUGUAAUCUGUCGAUUUGUUGAUGGUUAUGCCUUGCAGUCUGGGCGCCGCCCUGCUGAAUGCGCUCCUCCGUGCUUCUGCUAAGUCGGGGCGGGCGCCCUCCGCUGGGCAUCCAGGCGGCCGCUCUCGAGGCACGAGCGCAUGGGGGCGUAUGCCUUUCACGGACGUACAAAAGUUCACUUGACCAUUUGAGGUGGCAGUGCGCGGAGGGACACCAAUGGUCUACUUCGCUGCACACCGUGAAGGGCAAUGCUUCCAGGACAGGUUCGUGGUGCCCGCAGUGUGCUAACGCACGGAGGACGUUGCAACGCCAGCUCGCUCGCCUCGAAGUGGCUACGCAGGAGGCGUUGUCUCGGGGUGGGUGGUGCUUAAGCAAAUCAUAUGGAAACCAAAACGUGCCGUUAGAAUGGAGGUGCAGUCAGGGGCAUCAUUGGCAGAUGCCGCUCAGACGUAUCAUGAAGGGUGCUUGGUGCCCAGUGUGCGAUAGCGACAAUAUGUUAGAGAUCGCCGCCCGUAUCGCGAAGGCAAGGGGUGGAUCAUGUCUGUCCGCCAAUUACGUGAACUCCAACAUCCCGAUACGUUGGCGAUGCGCUAACGGACACGAGUGGUGUGCGCGACCCGCUGCAGUUUGGAGAGGAACAUGGUGCAAAGAAUGCCAUUACAAUAGUCGAAGGCUUGGCCUCGGGGCUGCUGUUGCGAUAGCUCGACAGCGUGGUGGACAGUGUCUGUCUACAUCUUUUGUUAAUGCGAAGAGCGCUCUUCAUUGGAAAUGCGCGCACGGGCACGAAUGGCAUGUUGCUUUGAAUCACGUUAAGUAUUCUGAUUCUUGGUGCCCACAGUGUGCUUCGGGAAAGACCGAACAAACAGUUCGCAGCAUUUUUGAGCGCAUAUUUCAAGGCCUGCGUUUUCCGAACUGCCGGCCGCGGUUCUUGGUUGGUCGAUUUGGACGUUCGUUGGAGUUGGACGGUUAUUGUGAGUCUUUAAAUUUAGCAUUUGAGUACAAUGGUGAGCAACACUACGCUCACGAUGCAUAUUUCAAUCGGAAGAGUGGCGAAGCUUGCCGGGACACAUUUCGCAAGCUUUUGACGCGCGACGAGUUAAAAGCCUCUCUUUGCGCAGCUGUGGGGGUAAAGCUUGUUGUUGUGCCAUACUGGGUCAAAGACAGAUGGAGCUUUAUCCGCGUAUCUUUGCUUCAAUGGUUUUGUGUGGCAGAGAUUUUUCCUUCUGCGCUUCAGUCGUAAUCGCAAGGACACUUCCAAGCGUUGUCACGUGCAUCGCUACUAUCACAUAUUCAAGGCGCGACUGCGCUUGGCAGGAUUGACUAAUACUGCAUGGACAAAAGCAGAACAGGAUGUUGAAGCCAUCCUGAAUUCACAAGCGCUAGAACGAACAA
Prorocentrum cordatum is the source of this 1559-nucleotide messenger RNA. NCBI's taxonomy places the organism in Eukaryota, Dinophyceae, Prorocentrales, Prorocentraceae. The record is from the annotation of a GenBank genome assembly.